Kockovaella imperatae is the source of this 1203-nucleotide messenger RNA. RefSeq lists its product as hypothetical. Gene Ontology annotation, biological process: positive regulation of DNA-templated transcription; regulation of transcription by RNA polymerase II. The transcript has 6 exons. Gene Ontology annotation, cellular component: SAGA complex; DUBm complex. Bases 262 to 1122 code for a protein of 286 amino acids. Gene Ontology annotation, molecular function: transcription coactivator activity. The record is from RefSeq and is a predicted model, not a curated record. NCBI's taxonomy places the organism in Eukaryota, Fungi, Basidiomycota, Tremellomycetes, Tremellales, Cuniculitremaceae.
GUAUAAUAGGCGGCAAUAUCCGCCCGAAACACGUGACUUUGAACGGGAUGUGCGUGCGCUCUGAAAUCUUGGUCCAUAUACCUAUCUUGAGCACUCCACUGCGGCAGAGCGAUUGCAACGAGCUCAAGCAUAAGCACCAUCCGGGCCACGAGCUGCUAUAGCCCUUCGGAAGCUCCUUCAAGAAGUCAACCCAACUCUGCUGGUCUUGGGAGUUAUCGUUUCGCCUACCUUAGCUCGGCGGCCCGACAAAAUCUUUCUACCAUGGCAAGUGGUCAAGGCAAAGACAGGCCAGAGAUCCAGGCAGCGGCCAAGUCGAUACUUCAGGACAUGAUGGACGACCUGAUCUUGACCGUGGCUAUCUCGGCACAUCGAGAGAUCAAACGGAGCAAAGUGCCUUGUGGGGUGUGUCACACGCACUGUCGCGGGCACUCGGCACUAUCUUCCGCUCAUUUUGGCUCGUCAUCCUCUGCCGGUCCCUCAACGUCUCGAGCUCCUGGAGGAGCUUAUGCCGUCGGACCGGAGAAAGGUACAGGCGGAAACACUGGCAUAGGGAGUGGGAGCGGGAAACCAGAUGGGAAUGGGAAUGUCUUUUUCGACUGUCUAGUCUGUGGGCGAGGGAUCGCCUCGAGCCGGUAUGCGCCUCACUUGUCAUCCUGUCUCGGGAUGAAUGGAGGCACUCGACGCAAAGCGGCUCGAGCAGCUAUCAACAAGAAUCGCCUCGGUGCGAACGAUCGUUCGAGCCCUUCACCUUAUUAUCAAGCUAGCGAUAAUGGUGAUUCUGAUACGGAAAGUACAGCGACGGCAUCAAAGAAAAGCAAGAAAAUCAACGGAAAUGGGAAGCGAGCUCGAUCUCCGGGAUCUGUUCCUAGGUCCAAAGCCUCUUCCGGUAUCUCGACACCAAAUACCGUUCCUCCACGUACAGCCCUACCGCCCUCCAAACUUGGUCGACCACCUACGUCACGAGAAACGUUAGAUCUGACCUCACCCGAUCGACAGCCCAUAGGUCCAGGCAGACCCGGUGCCAAGACUCUACCAGGUGCAUCCGCGGACAUGCCCGUGGUCAUAGACGGUAUGGACGUCGAUAAGGGGGACGAUACAAGCGACGACGCUGAUGAUUAUUGAUGACAAUCCCGGCACUCAGUAUUAGCACAUACCACACGAUUGAUCAUGAUGUAACAUGUACUGGAUGCGAGUCGACCAAAU